AGCCUGCUAUUCCUCAGGGGGAGGGUCUCCACACCGUUCCGCGUGGCCACGAUGAUCCCUCCCAGCGGCACCCGAGAGGACAGCGUGGACGGACUGCCCCGGGAGGCGGCACCGAACACGGAGCAGCCGCCCUCUCCUGCGUCCACCAGCAGCCUGGAGUCCAAGCUCCAGAAACUAAAACGAUCACUUUCUUUCAAGACUAAGAGUUUACGAAGCAAAAGUGCUGACAACUUCUUCCCGAGAACCAACAGUGAUGUGAAGCUACAAACAGAUGUGCUGGCAGAGGUCAGCCCUGGCCCCAGCCCUCUGCCCACUCCUGGAAGCCUGACAUCCACGCCCACCAGAGCGGGCCUGCAUUCCGGCAGUGGCAAGGCCCAUGCUUUCCAGGAACAUAUCUUCAAGAAGCCUACCUUCUGUGAUGUCUGCAACCACAUGAUAGUGGGAACAAAUGCUAAGCAUGGACUGCGCUGCAGAGCCUGUAAGAUGAGCAUCCACCACAAGUGUGCAGAUGGCCUCACACCCCAGCGGUGCAUGGGCAAGCUGCCAAAGGGUUUUCGGCGUUACUACAGCUCCCCCUUGCUCAUUCAUGAGCAGUUUGGAUGCAUUAAAGAAGUUAUGCCCAUUGCAUGUGGCAAUAAGGUGGACCCUGUCUAUGAGACCCUCCGCUUCGGGACUUCCUUGGCCCAGAGGACGAAGAAGGGGAGCUCUGGCAGUGGCUCUGACUCACCUCACAGAACCUCUACAUCAGAUCUCGUGGAGGUUCCUGAAGAAGCUGACGGGCCAGGAGACGGGCCUGACCUGAGGAAGAGAAGCAGCAGUGUAUUUACAUAUCCAGAAAAUGGCACCGAUGAUUUCAGAGACCAAGCAAAGAACACAAACUACCACGUAUCUGCAGAAGUCACAGAAGAUAGAUCAGACUGGAGUCCUCAGAGCAAACUGCAGGUUACUACCCAAGGAUCUCUUUCCAAAGACCCAUUACAGAUGAACACCUACGUUGCCUUGUACAAAUUUGUGCCACAGGAGAAUGAAGACUUAGAAAUGAGUCCAGGAGAUAUGAUUACUCUUCUAGAGGAUUCCAAUGAAGACUGGUGGAAAGGAAAAAUUCAAGACAGGAUUGGCUUCUUUCCAGCCAACUUUGUCCAGAGAGUACAACAAAAUGAGAAGAUUUUCAGGUGUGUUAGAACCUUCAUCGGGUGCAAGGAGCAGGGACAGAUAACACUGAAAGAGAACCAAAUUUGCGUGGCUUCUGAAGAAAAAGAAGAAGACGAAGACGAAGAAGAUGGCUUCAUCAGAGUCCUCAGCGGGAAGAAGAGAGGCCUUGUCCCCCUCAAUGUUCUAGAAAACGUCUGACCAUGGACCCUUCCUCUGUGCAGUAGUAGGCCAGCUCUGCUCAUCUCACUGUGUUCACCCCAAGGAGCUGCUAUGCUGACCCAGCCCCCAGGAAACAGGGAGAUAAGACUCAAGGGUCUGAGACUGGAGGAGCCGCUACAAAAUAGGGCCCAUCAUACACCAUGUCAGGAUACCUGAUGUGGGGAGUAGGCUGAGACAGUAGGGGACAGAAAUAAAUGCACACCUGGUGGUGGCAGCAGAGAUGUAGCCACCGAUGUCUCAGACAUGAUGCCCUCUCUGUCCACCACCUGCUGGAGUGUGCUCCAGGCUGCAGUGUUGGCCCCUCCUAUGUGAGGCUUAGGUCUGUAUAGCUUAGUGUGAUACUGGCGCCAGAUCUUUGUCCUUAGUACUGGCUAAGCAGUGCCAUUGACUCUCUCUGAGGAGAAUCAAAAGGGUCUGCUUCCCAGCUGCCAACAUUCCAGUGCUCCCCCAGGGCCCUGCUCACUUUGUGGUUGUGCUGUCCUAAUCAUUAGGUCUUUUUCCAGUCCUCCAAGUACAUCAUGGCAAUAUGUAUUGGA
Messenger RNA from Dipodomys spectabilis (banner-tailed kangaroo rat), 1907 nucleotides. RefSeq names its product SH3 and cysteine rich domain (gene Stac). The transcript is spliced from 11 exons. Lineage: Eukaryota; Metazoa; Chordata; Mammalia; Rodentia; Heteromyidae. The record is from RefSeq and is a predicted model, not a curated record. Gene Ontology annotation, cellular component: extrinsic component of cytoplasmic side of plasma membrane. Gene Ontology annotation, biological process: positive regulation of protein localization to plasma membrane; skeletal muscle contraction; positive regulation of voltage-gated calcium channel activity. Bases 52 to 1350 code for a protein of 432 amino acids. Gene Ontology annotation, molecular function: transmembrane transporter binding.